Messenger RNA from Drosophila pseudoobscura, 1488 nucleotides. RefSeq names its product retinoid-inducible serine carboxypeptidase. Gene Ontology annotation, biological process: proteolysis. The transcript has 3 exons. Gene Ontology annotation, molecular function: serine-type carboxypeptidase activity. The record is from RefSeq and is a predicted model, not a curated record. The coding region runs from base 104 to 1384 and encodes 426 amino acids. Lineage: Eukaryota; Metazoa; Arthropoda; Insecta; Diptera; Drosophilidae.
UUGGUCGAGAGCUGCAGGCCGAUCAGUGCGCAUUUGUAGAUACAGCAGUUCACACAGCUCCGAUAACGAAAUCCCCAGCACACGUUCAAUUCUGUUCGCGACAAUGCAACUCUUCAGUCAGAUCAGUGCUUGGACAUGGGGCAUACUGCUUCUGCAGUCUUUGUCCUGGGUGAAAGGACGAGCCGGCUUGGGACCCGGCCAGCAGGACUGGGACUACGUUGAGGUGCGAAAGGGCGCCCACCUGUUCUACUGGCUGCACUAUACAACUGCCAAUGUAAGCGCAUUUACGGAGCGGCCCCUGGUGAUCUGGUUGCAGGGUGGACCCGGAGUAGCCUCCUCGGGCUGCGGAGUCUUCGAGCAACUCGGGGCCAUCGACAUCGAAGGCCGUCCGCGAGAGAGCAGCUGGGUGCAGCACAUGAAUGUGCUGUUCAUUGACAGUCCAGUGGGAACGGGCUUCAGCUACGUGGAGUCGCACGGUCGGUAUGCCAGGAACAACUCUCAGAUUGCCCGCGAUCUGGUCACUCUGAUGCAGAUGUUUCUCAGCAAGUAUCCGCAGUUUCAGCGCGUUCCGCUGCACAUCUUCUCGGAGAGCUACGGCGGAAAGAUGGCCCCGGAGUUUGCCCUCGAGCUGCACCUUGCCAAAGAGCGAGGUCAGGUGAAGUGUCGGCUGGACUCGGUGGCUGUGGGAAAUCCCUGGACCUCCCCACUGGACAGCAUACUGGCCUACGCUCCCUUCCUGCUGCAGCUGGGCAUUGUGGAUGAGGAUGGAUAUCGCAACAUAUCCCGGGUGGCCGCUCAGAUAGCCGGACUCGUGUACGACGAGAAGUGGAUACGAGCCCUCGAAACGGGUUCUACAAUACAGGAUGUUAUUGGUACCUACACAGACGGCGUCUUUCUGUACAACACGCAACGUAGGGUCCACCUCGAUGAGGUAUAUCGGUAUGGCGAGGAUCCGAAGAUGAGUGACUUCAUGCGUUCUAAUGUCACCAAGGCCCUGGGGCUCAGCCACAUGCCCGCUUGGAUGCUGCAGAAUGCGACGGUAUUCAUGCAUCUGGGCAGCGAAAUCUUUCGACCCGCGACUCACAUAGUGACACGAUUGCUGGAUGAGACAUCGAUCCGAGUGGGCGUUUAUUCAGGCAUUCUGGACCUACUCUGCGCCACCCCGGGCACCGUCAACUGGAUCAGCCGCAUGAGGUGGCGCCGAAAGGCUGAGUACGCCGGAUCUCCACGGAAAUCUUUUCGCAUCGAUGGCAUGCUCGAGGGAUACGAGAAGCACGGCGGUGGCUUUAGCAUGUUCUGGGUGUACCGUGCGGGGCAUCUGGUGCAGCAGGAGAACCCAGUGGCCAUGGCACACAUCUUGCGAUACUUCACCAACUUUGGAUGAUGUCGCGAAUGGCACUAACAUCGCGGUUGUACUUUGAAAGAACGUUUUUUGUAUUAUCAUUAAAAUAAUCCCAUUCAAAUAUAUCGAUCUGAGCGUGUUAACUU